Miscanthus lutarioriparius is the source of this 690-nucleotide messenger RNA. The record is from the annotation of a GenBank genome assembly. Lineage: Eukaryota; Viridiplantae; Streptophyta; Magnoliopsida; Poales; Poaceae.
AUGCUCCGUGUUCUUGCCACUGUGGGAGCCGCCGGAGGAGUGGUGGUUCGAUUGCAGUCGGUUGACGGCCACGUUGAGAUGGCUCUGGUCGCCCUUGAUCGUCGUCACCUCGUUCUUGAUGGAGGAGAGAUCGGCGAGGAUGGCAUCCAGAGUGGUCUUGAGUUCGUCACCCAUGACAGGCGAGAGGAUCGAGAGUUAAUCCACCCUCCUGCCUCUCAGCUCGGUCAGCUGAUGUACGUUACCAGUGAGAGUGAUGAAGCAGCAAAAGAUGGAUAUGCCAUGCAGUGGUGCACUACAGAAUCGCAACUUCACCUCAAACGGGCCCAUGGAGUGCCGCAGUUACGUCGCUACCUUCACUCAUCUGUGUUUGUUCUGUUAAGGUACGCUGCCAGCCACACCAUUCUAGCACCUACCGCCGUGUGGGCGCCACUCACGGCCGAUGCUCCUGGAGUUGCUGGCCUGCCAUGUGGUACCAGUUUGUCGCACAGCUUGAGCCUCGGCCACGCGCUCCAGCUACUCGGCAAAUUGUCCCCUCAUGCUAGGCCCUGUCUCGGUCACCCUAUCCGCCUUCAACCACCUACAGCCUAUAGUGUGAAUGAGACGAUUUCCAGUCAGCUGCUCACAAGUAACUGGCAGAUUUGUUGCAGUGGUUAUGUCUGGCUCCUGCUCUUUCUAAUUUACUGGCCAUAA